Ylistrum balloti is the source of this 1440-nucleotide messenger RNA. RefSeq lists its product as uncharacterized. Lineage: Eukaryota; Metazoa; Mollusca; Bivalvia; Pectinida; Pectinidae. Bases 80 to 1426 code for a protein of 448 amino acids. The record is from RefSeq and is a predicted model, not a curated record. The transcript has 9 exons.
AUAUUGGGUAAAAUCUUCGCCGUGAUAUGAGAAACGAAAAAAGUAUUUAUCAAUUAUCGUGGGAACAAUAUUCAUUAUAAUGAAUUUUGCAAGACCUACACCAUCAAAGUCACCAACGCCUGCCAAAAAUGUGCGUCAACUUGGAAUGCCUGUGCGAGGACCACCAAAAGUCUCUCCUUCAAUGUUGUAUUCAUACUCGGACACGUUUGAUGAUCCCCUGUCUCCAAGGGUUGUUCAAUACUCGGAUACAUUUGAAGACACUGCUCCAACAAAGACAAAACUAUAUUCUGACACGUUUGAGAGUGAAGGGACUGAUGAUUCAUACAGUGACACAUUUGUGGAGGGCACACUAGCAACAGAGCAGGUUGAGACUCGUUUGUCAGAAUAUUCCAAUUCACAAACUCUUCAACACGAUUCCAGACCAUAUUCUUACACUGACACUUUUGACUCUACUAGCAGUCCUCUGCGUGGGUCGACCUCAUACACAGGUACACACACAGACAGAGCUAGUGGGCAGUCUGGUGAUGGGUACACCCGAUAUGAGUCGAUGGACUCAAAAAUUCAUCAUAGUGAAGAUACUUACAGUGAGCCAACCUUCACUAGACAAGUGGAAACAGAUGAGGAAACUUAUUCAGAGAGACAGUCCAGUGGCUCUGAUGACGACAUGACAUUGGAUAAUGACAGUUAUGACUACAGUUACACAUUCGAGGAGGCUGACACCACAAAAACAGAGGACCCGGAAAAAGUAAGAAAAGAGGCUGAGCUUCUGAAACUCACAGAAGAAGCGAAGACAAGCUUUGCAGCAGACAUGCUGUCCCAGUUGAGACAAAAACGCAUUAGACAAACAGACCUUUCAUCUUUACUGGCUGAAGGAAGCACAGACAAAGAAAAGGAUAUUGACUGGCAUACCUCUAGGUACAUCAAAAAGAAACUGCGCUUACUAAAGCAGAAAAAUUCAGCCACAGGUGUGAAAAAUGUUGGAAAGUCUAGACAGAAGUCAUCUGGAGACAAGACAUUGUUGGCGAAGGAAAGGGGACAAGUGGUACAAGACUGUGGCAUUGAUCCAGCUCUCCUGGACAGACUUAAACUAAAAAACUUCAUAAAGAGAAUGGAAAUGGCUGCCAAAGAAGACAUACAUGACCCCAGGAAAUGUAAGGAAUGCAGAAAUCAUCAGCUGAAAAUAGAUGCUGCUGCAGCCCAGAGAAACUUUGUGCGUGAGAAGACACGAUAUAUUAGACAGGAGAUAAUUGAAGACAGAAUCCAGUCACAUCUUAUACAGAUGGGCUCCUUGUCAUUGAUUGGGGAAUUGGCGAGAUCUCUACCAAAGGCCACACAAGAUCCUGAAGACGUUUUGGAGCAAAUGAAUAAGGGGCUCAUGUUAUCAAAAUCCAUUUCAAAAACAAGACAAUGUGAUGUUUUCAAUUAAUAUCGAAAUUUAAA